Molecule: messenger RNA, 2151 nt
Organism: Tripterygium wilfordii
Lineage: Eukaryota; Viridiplantae; Streptophyta; Magnoliopsida; Celastrales; Celastraceae
Product: pentatricopeptide repeat-containing protein At1g80270, mitochondrial-like
Exons: 3
Coding region: 102-1928 (608 amino acids)
Cellular component (GO): mitochondrion
Molecular function (GO): protein binding
Source: RefSeq, a predicted model, not a curated record
CUAUUUUGUUCAUCCUCAUCUCUCACGCCCCUAUACUCUGGUUACUGAAGCUCCGUCCAAGAAGGGUUUAAGGGUUUAUCGACAAUCUAUCAUCGCCAUCGAUGUGGUCUCUUCGUCUAUCUUCUAAUGCUCUUAGGAAACAUGGCCAAUGCAUUGGGAUUUAUAGGGUUUUCUCUGCUAAGGUUGAAGCGCUAAGUAAUGUUUUUGGUCUAGAAACUAGCAAUUGCAGCCCUAAAAAUUUGGUUUCGAGAAAAUGGAUUUCACAAAAGCAGGUCUAUUUUCCAUCUGUUGCUGAUGAGUUCUUUGUGGGGACUCGGAGUCUCUGUUCGCACGCCAACGCAAGUGUUGGUGAUAAUGACGACACAGCGAGUCGGUUUGCAGAGCUAGGGGCCCCAGCUAGGGCUGAGAUUGAUGAAGAAAGUGAUGCUGAGGAAAUAGAUAGAGAGGAACCACUUUGGGAGUUGGAUUUUGUGAAUGAUACUGAAAAGCGUGCGAGUGUCGAGAUGUCUGAAAAGAAUGAUCUGCAAGAUCUAUUGGAUGCCAUUGUGAAAGCUCGGGGCGAUAUCUCCGAAGUUGUCAAUAAAUGGGUGCAGGAGGGAAAUAGUUUGAGCCAGAUUGCAACUCCUAUGACCAUACUCAUUCCCCUUCGUAAGCGGCGGAUGUAUGGGAAAGCGUUAAAGUUCUCAGAGCUGUUGGAAGGAAGUAAGCAAUAUAAUUUUAAAGAACAAGAUUAUGCUUCUCGUCUUGAUUUGAUUGCCAAAUUACGAACUCUCCAACAGGCAGAGAAGUAUAUUGAGCGGAUUCCAGAGUCCUUUAGGGGAGAAUUAGUGUACAGAAUUCUGUUAAUUAACUGUGUUCGUGCUCUUGAUAGGAAGAAAGCAGAGGCAGUUUUCAACAGAAUGAGGGAGUUGAAGUUGCCAAUCACCAUUCAUUGUUUUAAUCAGAUGAUUAUUAUGUAUAAGAGGCUUGACAGGAUAAAGAUUGCUGAUAUCUUACUGUUGAUGGAGAAGGAAAAUGUCAAACCUUCUGCACUUACUUACAAGAUCUUAAUUGACACUAAAGGGGAGUUUGGUGAUAUCAUGGGAAUGGAACAGUUGGUUGAGGCCAUGAAGGCUGCAGGUAUUGAACCUGACGCGUAUACUAUAUCUAUGUUGGCUAAGCACUACGUUAAAGCAGGGUUUGAAGAUAAAGCAGAAAGUCUUUUAAAGGAAGUUGAAGAAAGAAACUUGAAGGGAAAUGAAAGUGAACGAAAAUCACUGCUUCUUCUCUAUGCUUUUCUUGGAAAGGCUGAUGAAGUUGGUACAAUAUGGAAUAAUUGCAAAUUGGAUCCCAAGAUAGCUGAAUGUCAUACUGCUAUAGACGCUUGGGGUAGAUUAGGCAAAGUAGAGGAAGCAGAAGCAGUUUUUGAAAUGAUGCUUGAGAAAUGGACGAAAAUCUCCUCUAGGCAUUACUCGAUACUUUUAAAUGUCUAUGUCAACCAUAAACUACUCAGUAAAGGGGAGGAAUUAGUAAAGCGAAUGUCAGACAGCGGGUGUCGACUAGGCCCUUUAACUUGGCAUGCAUUAGUGAGGCUUUAUGUUGAAGCUGGUCUGCUAGCAAAAGCAGAUUCGAUUUUACAGAAGGCAACUCAACAAAACCAGACGAAGCCUUUGUUCAAAACUUGUUUGCUUCUCAUGGAGGAGUAUGCAAAGCAAGGUGAUGUUCAUAACACUGAGAAAUUGUUCGACAAAGUGAGGCAGUAUGGGUACGGUGGACGUAUGAAGCCAUUCGAGGUUCUCAUUCAGGCUUACAUCAACUCAAAAACUCCAGCCUAUGGUUUUCGAGAGAGGUUGAUGGCAGAUAAUAUUUUCCCUAACAAAAGACUCUCAGCUCAGAUGGUGCGAGUGGAUGCAUUCAGGAAGAACGCAGCGUCAGAUUUGCUUGACUGACAAGGUAGUUUACUGCUACAAGUUGAUUUAUUAUUAUCGCAAAGAAAUUUACACAGUUGAUGAUUUCUUUUUCUAUAUUAUUCACUAUGUAAUUCUUAGCGUUAAAAGACAAUUAAAAAACUGAUGCAACAAUCAAAGAACUGGGGAGUUUAAGAACCUAGUUUGAGGUUGGAUCGAUAUGUUUUUUCUGGCUUCUGGUAGUGAAAUUAAACCAUGUCUUCCA